GGAAGCAGGCACAUAAGCGCCAACAAGUGGACAGACAGAGCGUCACCUUACACACACGCAGGCGUAUACCCUCACAUAAUACACACACACAUAACAAAAUUACAACAUAUGGCAGCCUACUUACCACGGCCGGAAGAAGAGCGCUCGAGAGGGAGGGAACGUCGGCAAGGAAGGAAUGGUGAAAGAGCAGCAGCCUCACCAGUGCGGCAACAUUCGGGCAAUCGACGACAUGUUGAUAGGCAUGGAAGACCCACCACUUGGCAGUAUUCCUGUGGGCUGUGCCAACAGGAUCAUGCGCUCAGCUCCUGCGCAAGGUUUCGGGGCCUGACCCCGUUCCAUCGUUAUGAGACCGUUGAACGUCGUGGUUACUGUCGCAACUGCCUAGCACGGAGCCACUUAGCGCCCGAUUGUCCGUCUAUCACCGGGUGCCGACACUGCAACUACAGACACCAUUCCCUUCUACAUGGAGCGUCCCAAUUAGACAACAGUCUAGAACCAGCUAUUCGGGAUGAUGGAUCGCUCAAGCUGGACAUCGUAUUCGUCCCCACGGCUACGGUACGGGUAUCGGAGGACGGCGUCGACAGGUGGUCUUCUAUUCGGGCCCUAGUUAACCAAGGAUCCACCAUGUCGCGCAUUGCCUACUCCACUUAUCGGCGUCUUGGUCUGCGUUCAUUCACGUAUCGUGGCAAUCGGUUUGCGCAUUUCAGGCUGAUGCCCCGAAAUGUCAACAGUACCUGGGCGUUAAGAGUGAACGCCUUAAUAACUGACAAUUUGCCGACCCGACCCUACUCCGAUCCAAUCAUCGAUGACCCGACCCAGGACUUCACCAAUAACACCCUUGCAGAUAUGGACCCACGCUCUAAUACGCCAAUCGAUCUGGAGCUUGGCGCUGAUGUGUAUCCAGCUCUCCAAAGGGAAGGCAAGGUGGCUACUGGACUAGGCGAUGUUUAUGCCUAUCCAACCACUCUUGGCUACAUUCUUACUGGCCCCAUCAGAAACCUACCUCGAGAGUAAUGUUAAACCUAAGUCUUGAUAUACAUAUACACUUGUCACGGGGGGUGAGAAUGUUUAGGAUAGUCCUAAACUUUUGCUGUCGACUGUAGUCAUAAUCUAAUUUUCAGCACUGUAGCUAGCGGACCAUCCAUUAUAUGCACUUACACACACGCACAUAUGCAUGUGCGGGCGGCCACUGGCUACAGGUGCUUUGUUGUUAUUUUUCGCUGAAUUCCAAUGGCAAGCAGAGGCUGCUGGUGUCAUCAAUUGCAAUCAUGUUUUUAAUGUUUUUCUGUUCAUCUAAUCGUUCGCCUCGAUAGCUCCCCCGUGACAAUAACAUACGUACAUACAUACAUGCAUAUAUAAAAAAAGGUUAAAGU
Messenger RNA from Stomoxys calcitrans (stable fly), 1373 nucleotides. RefSeq lists its product as uncharacterized. The transcript has 2 exons. The record is from RefSeq and is a predicted model, not a curated record. NCBI's taxonomy places the organism in Eukaryota, Metazoa, Arthropoda, Insecta, Diptera, Muscidae. Bases 109 to 1014 code for a protein of 301 amino acids.